This is a messenger RNA of Ostrea edulis (European flat oyster), 413 nucleotides long. RefSeq lists its product as uncharacterized. The coding region runs from base 16 to 399 and encodes 127 amino acids. The record is from RefSeq and is a predicted model, not a curated record. The transcript has 2 exons. Lineage: Eukaryota; Metazoa; Mollusca; Bivalvia; Ostreida; Ostreidae.
CUUCCUACUAAUUCAAUGGUCAGAGAUACCUCGGUAAAAAUGAGUUGGUCCACUGGAGAAAAACCAACACCCGCGAUGAUGGGAUCCGACUCCAAGAAAGGGAAUACUGUUGGUCAACACCCAAAGAAAACCAGAGGAAAUGCGACACUGAAGUCAAAGCCUGGAAGGAUUACGGAAUCUGGAUCACAUAUGAGCAACUACCAAGCCUCGAGUCCAAAGUCCAAAGCCCAGGCUUCACCAGCUGUUGGUCCCCUGACCCCCGGGAUAUACAACCCAGGUGUUACUUCUGCCUUCACAUUCUCUUUGUUUGAAUUACCCAGAGAACAUAAAGACAAGAAUGACACAAUGAAGAAGAAGACGACUGUAAUCAAGAAAAAAUCCAAGAAGGCUAAAUGUUAAAGUUCUGUACCAAA